Hymenoscyphus albidus is the source of this 2297-nucleotide messenger RNA. The record is from the annotation of a GenBank genome assembly. NCBI's taxonomy places the organism in Eukaryota, Fungi, Ascomycota, Leotiomycetes, Helotiales, Helotiaceae.
AUGUUUCUCAAAAUAUUUAUCAUCACAAGGCUUCUGGCUCAGAGCAUCUGGGCUGCUCAGACGGUUUUGCGAUUUGGAUGUUCACAAAUUGUUGUUGAACGCCUUGACCCGUGAGUGUCUCAAUCCAAAGUGAAAGGCUUGACGCUGAUUGCUAGAUGUAGACUAGUAAAUCCCGGAACGAACCAUUCUCCACAUGUUCAUCAGGUAUGUGGAUUAGGGUUGUCGAAUCUAAAUUUAGAUUUACUAAAUCUAAUUUAUAAACCCGUAAAUUAGCCUAAUUUAUUUUUUGGCAUCUAAUUUAUAAUCUUAGUAUAGUUUUAGUAGUAUAAAUAUAGAUAGAAUUUACUAGAAAGACUACUGAAAAUAUAUAUAGAAGAGUACUUAAUUUAUAGAAUUAUUAAUAAAGGGGGUGGACAGUUAAUGCUGGACACUGUUACGUAGAUCAUAUGUGAAAAAAGUCUAUAUCUUGUAAAUCCGAGUCUUUAAUUGGCUGGUUUAGCUAAAAGGCGCGGCGGAGACGUACUAUGAUUAGCGAUAGUGUCUAGCAUUAACUGUCCACCCCCUUUACUAAACCUCUUCUUUGUUAAUCUUAAUAUUACUUAUACCCUUAUUAGAUUUAUUGUCUUCUUCUUCUAUUUGUAUAAGUACUCUCCUAAGUUUAAUAAGUCUUUCGUCUAUAAAGGUUAACGAUACUAGGAAUUUAGUAUUACAGCGCCGCCGGAUAUUAGGAUAUUCCGCCCCGAGAUCACAUUUCAGGUCAUGUGACGCAUAUAAUUAGAAUCUAAUUUAUUAUUGCCUAAACGCCUAAUUUACUAAUUAUUUCUAAUUUAUAUAAAUUAGACCUAAAUGCCCAACGCUAAUGUGGAUAUGACCCAAAGACUCAACACUCUCUUGGCAAACUGGCAGCACACUGACCAUAUCUCUUAGGUAACUGGAGGAGUGAGUUGCAAACCACACCUCUCAAAUAUCCGACUAGAUUACUGAUGUACGGCAGAAUGCUUUUAGCGCUAGUGUCGCAAGCUCCGAUGUCUUCAAAAUUGCCAACUGCACCACUUGUAGUUUUAGCGAGGAUCUGUCCAACUACUGGAAUGCAAAUCUCUACUUCAAAGCGCGUAACGGAACAUACAAGCGUGUUCCUCAAGUUCCAAAUCGUGGACUCACAGGGGAAGUCGGCGGUAUGACAGUAUACUACACUUCGCCAUAUGAUGGCUCCAAAGUGACCGCUUUCAAGCCGGUAUGACUCCCCUACGUCAACCUCAACUCUCAAUCCCAACCAUCAAAUUAACACUAUCAGGGCUUCCAAAUGCUCGCCGGUCACGCAGAACAGAGAGUACCUGGUGGGGUUACGCAGUGGAAUGCUAUCUGUUUCCGGUGUUACAAUGCUAAGAAUUUUGGGGGAGAGAACCAGGCACCUUGUUCAGAUAAAACUGUUGACUCGGUUAGCUUGUCGACGAAAGCUUGUCCCGGUGGCAUCUGUACAAAUAUCAGAUUUCCGACGUAAGAGAUGAGCUCCUGUAUCUGGAGCUUCGGAAGCUAAAGGCACAUUUCUACGCAGAUGCUGGGAUGGUGUUAAUUGGGAUAGCGCUGAUCACUUGUCUCAUGUCUCAUAUCCUGCUUCGAAAGCUUCUGAGGACAAGUAAGUCAGAUCAUUUUAAUCGUUUGAACAAUUCAGGAGACAUCCACGAGAUUUAUGUUGGCGCCACUAAUUACGAGCUGAAAACCACAUAGUGGACCAUGUCCGUCCACACAUCCAGUCAAGCUCCCGCAAUUGAUGUUCGAAGUAAUCUGGGACACGACCUCCUUUAAUGAUAAAUCCUUGUGGCCAACCGAUGGCUCUCAACCCUUCGUAUUUAGUAUGGGAGACAAGUAGAAACACCAUUCAUUGGACUUUCUUUGUCAUACUCGUCCCACUGACACAAUAUCUCAGUACCGGCUACGGUCAACAUGGGGAUUACAUCUUCGGCUGGAAAGAUAACGUGUUGCAGAAAGCCAUGGAAGUCGGUUGUUUUGGGGCUUCAUGUAGCGCAUUGAAGACACAAAGCUUUAGCGAUGCCAACAAAUGUGCUGUCCCAGACGAGGUCAAGGAACCUAUAGAUGGAUGUAAGUGACCGCGAAGGAUUUGUCGUGUGCGAAGAACUAAUGGUAUUAUCUUUCAGGGAUCAGUACCCUGCCUGGAAUGUCCAUGUAGAGUGAUGAGUGGUGGAUUUUUGAAGGGAGAGGGCGUGUAUCAUGAUGUGGUGUCUCUUUCGAUUGGCGAGUUUCUAUUAAUAUAACAAGGAGCGAAAAGAUAAUCAGAG